ACAAUCAGCGGUUACUAUUGGCGGAACUACUGGAACUGCUAAACUGACAUUUUUUAAAAUGUGUGGCUCUUUCGAUACUUUAUUAUUUUAUUUUAUUAAACUAUUUUAUUGUUACAGAGAAACGGACUCAAAUUAAAAGACAUUAAAGGAAAGCGACAGAACACUUCUCGAGUGAUAAUAUGCAAGACAACAACUACUUCCGGGUUAGUGUUUCAUUGGGGUGUAUGUAGUUCGGUAGCAAAACUGUACCAUGUGUGAUAACUAGUAACAACUAACUACUAUGAGCUCACAGAGGGGUAACGCGUCUCGUUCGCGAGCCCAAAAGCACCAAAACAGCACCGCCUUUAAAAACGACAAAUUUGGAGCGAGUGUACAAGUAAAGAACGCAAAUUCCAAGAUCCACGAUGGACUGUGUCAACACUGCAAGGGCGUUCUUGAGUGGAAAGUCAAGUACAAAAAAUAUAAAACUCUAACACAGCCCCGGAAAUGCAUCAAGUGUUCUCAGAAGACUGUGAAGGAUGCUUAUCACGUCAUUUGUAAGCCCUGCUCUCUUCAGAUGGAAAUAUGCUGCAAGUGUGGGAAGAAAGCGGACAUUGUCAUCCCAGUUAACUUGCAUCUGAACCAAGAAGAAGAAGAAGAGGACAAGGAUAGCAAACAGAAAAGCAAAAUGUGCAAAAAGAAAGACAAAAAUAACUUGGACAGUGAUGAUGACUUUGAUGACGAGGAUGAUGAGGACUUCGUUGACCUUGAAGACAAAGAAGAUGAAGAGAGUAAAUCCGUACUUGAGAAGACACAGAGCAAGUCUGUUCCACUUCCAGAUGUGUCCAGAGUGAAUAUCAUGAAAUAAAUGAUCAGGCAGGUGGACUCUUCGACAUAUUACUAGACAGCAGCAUCUUGUCAUACUAUUUGCCAAGCUGAUACCAAAUGGCGACAUAUUGCUGGUUUCUUCUUGGUCGAGCAGAUUCAAUCAACAUCCAUCCAUCCAUUUUCGGUAUCCUCAUUAGGGUUAGGGGUAAGAUGGAGCCUAUCCUAGCUGACUUUUGGCAAGAGGUGAGGUAAACCUUGAAUUGGUCGCCAGUCAAUCUCAGGGCACUUACAGACAACCAGCUAUUCACACGUAUGUACAAUUUAGAGCCUUCAGUUUAUGUAGCCUCCAUUUUUGGGGACUGUGGAAGGAAACCAGAUUACCUGUAGAAAACGCACUCAAGCCCGGAGAGAACAUGCAAUCUUUAUACAGGAAUGCCUGAGCCCAGAUUUGAAUUUCUGAUUUGUGCAGCGGAUGUGCUAACCACCACAAAAAAUGCAUCAAACAAGGACCUCCGUCGUAUGAGACGUAUUUGUUGUUGUUGUUGUUUUACAGACCACCUGAAUUUACCACCGGUGGAGUCUAUUUAAGCUGUAUCUAUCUCAAGAACGAUCAGUGGAAAUACAAUGCAUCUGAGUAGCAAAGACUUUGGCUUUAUUUUUAAUAAAUUUGCAAAAAUUC
Phyllopteryx taeniolatus (common seadragon) is the source of this 1486-nucleotide messenger RNA. RefSeq names its product chromosome 3 C9orf85 homolog (gene c3h9orf85). The record is from RefSeq and is a predicted model, not a curated record. The transcript is spliced from 4 exons. The coding region runs from base 281 to 847 and encodes 188 amino acids. Lineage: Eukaryota; Metazoa; Chordata; Actinopteri; Syngnathiformes; Syngnathidae.